Messenger RNA from Cynocephalus volans (Philippine flying lemur), 6432 nucleotides. RefSeq names its product mannosidase alpha class 2A member 2 (gene MAN2A2). Gene Ontology annotation, molecular function: carbohydrate binding; alpha-mannosidase activity. Gene Ontology annotation, biological process: N-glycan processing; mannose metabolic process; protein deglycosylation. The record is from RefSeq and is a predicted model, not a curated record. Lineage: Eukaryota; Metazoa; Chordata; Mammalia; Dermoptera; Cynocephalidae. The transcript is spliced from 24 exons. Gene Ontology annotation, cellular component: Golgi membrane. The coding region runs from base 386 to 3877 and encodes 1163 amino acids.
UGGCGGGAGCGAGGCUGCGGCGCGCGGAACCGGGGCUACGGGUGGCCGGGCGGCCGCCUUCGCCUGCGUCGCUGCCUGCGCGCGGGCCGCCGCCCCCGGGGAUGUGAGGAGGGGCGGUCGCUCGGCCGGCGGGGGCUCGGAGCGGCGCGGAGGCCGGCAGCAGACGCUCCACCCACCUUGGUCUGGACCCGGGCUCCGAGGGCUAAAAAUAUUGCCCGAAGGCUCCUGCACGGAAUCACAUCGCGCUAAGUAGGGCAAAACGCAGAGGCGACAGAGCUCCUUAGCCUCAGGGCCCGCAGAACGGACUCCGGAGUGUGGUCCCGCCCCCGCUCGGCUCAGCCGCUAGCGUCCUUCCUCCUCCCAGCAGGUGCAUUUGGAGGCCAGUAUGAAGCUGAAAAAGCAGGUGACAGUGUGUGGGGCUGCUAUCUUCUGUGUGGCAGUCUUCUCGCUCUACCUCAUGCUGGACCGAGUGCAGCAUGAUCCCACCCGACACCAGAAUGGUGGGAACUUCCCCCGGAGCCAAAUUUCUGUGCUGCAGAACCGCAUUGAGCAGCUGGAACAGCUGUUGGAGGAGAACCAUGAGAUUAUCAGUCACAUCAAGGACUCUGUGCUGGAGCUGACAGCCAAUGCAGAGGGCCCGCCUGCCCUGCUGCCCUACUACACGGUCAACGGCUCCUGGGUGGUGCCACCGGAGCCCCGGCCCAGCUUCUUUUCCAUCUCCCCUCAGGACUGCCAGUUUGCUUUGGGGGGCCAGGGCCAAAAGCCAGAGCUGCAGAUGCUAACUGUAUCAGAGGAAUUGCCGUUUGACAAUGUGGAUGGCGGUGUGUGGAGGCAAGGCUUCGACAUCUCCUACAGCCCACACGACUGGGAUGCUGAGGACCUGCAGGUGUUUGUGGUGCCUCACUCUCACAACGACCCAGGCUGGAUCAAGACCUUUGACAAGUACUACACAGAGCAGACCCAACACAUCCUCAACAGCAUGGUGUCCAAGCUGCAGGAGGACCCCCGGCGGCGCUUCCUCUGGGCAGAAGUCUCUUUCUUUGCCAAGUGGUGGGACAACAUCAAUGCCCAAAAGAGAGCGGCAGUCCGAAGGCUGGUGGGUAACGGGCAGCUGGAGAUUGCGACAGGAGGCUGGGUAAUGCCAGAUGAGGCCAACUCCCACUACUUUGCAUUGAUUGACCAGCUCAUCGAGGGACACCAGUGGCUAGAGAGAAACCUUGGUGCAACUCCGCGCUCUGGCUGGGCGGUGGACCCCUUUGGACACAGCUCCACCAUGCCUUACCUGCUGCGCCGUGCCAACCUGACCAGCAUGCUGAUUCAGAGGGUGCACUAUGCCAUCAAGAAGCACUUUGCUGCCACCCACAGCCUGGAGUUCAUGUGGAGGCAGACAUGGGACUCAGACUCCAGCACAGACAUCUUCUGCCACAUGAUGCCCUUCUACAGCUAUGAUGUCCCCCAUACCUGUGGCCCGGACCCCAAGAUCUGCUGCCAGUUUGAUUUCAAACGCCUGCCCGGUGGGCGCAUCAACUGCCCUUGGAAGGUGCCACCACGGGCCAUCACAGAGGCCAACGUAGCAGAGAGGGCAGCCCUGCUCCUGGACCAGUACCGGAAGAAGUCCCGGCUGUUCAGAAGCAAUGUCCUCUUGGUGCCGCUCGGUGAUGACUUCCGAUAUGACAAGCCCCAGGAGUGGGAUGCCCAGUUCUUUAACUACCAGCGGCUCUUUGACUACUUCAGCAGCAGGCCUGACCUCCACGUGCAGGCCCAGUUUGGCACCCUCUCUGACUAUUUUGAUGCUCUGUACAAGAGGACAGGAGUGGAACCAGGCGCCCAGCCUCCAGGGUUUCCUGUGCUGAGUGGGGAUUUCUUCUCCUAUGCGGACCGGGAGGACCAUUACUGGACAGGCUAUUAUACUUCCCGGCCUUUCUACAAGAGCUUAGACCGAGUCCUGGAAGCCCACCUGCGGGGGGCGGAGAUUCUGUAUAGCCUGGCUGCAGCCCACGCUCGCCACUCUGGACUGGCCGGCCAGUACCCACUCUCUGACUUCGCCCUUCUGACAGAAGCUCGGCGCACACUGGGGCUCUUCCAGCACCACGACGCCAUCACCGGCACUGCCAAGGAGGCAGUGGUGGUGGACUACGGGGUCAGGCUUCUGCGCUCCCUUGUCAACCUGAAGCAAGUCAUCAUUAAUGCAGCUCACUAUGUGGUGCUGGGGGACAAGGAGACCUACCACUUUGACCCUGAGGCACCCUUCCUCGAAAUGGUGAGCCCCACUCCUGGAUCUGCUUGGUGGGACCCACAGGAUGACACCCGCGUAAGUCACGAUGCCCUGCCAGAGCGCACAGUGAUCCAGCUGGAUUCCUCACCCAGGUUUGUGGUGCUGUUCAACCCUCUGGAACAGGAACGGCUAAGCAUGGUGUCUCUGCUGGUCAACUCACCCCGGGUGCGUGUCCUUUCAGAGGAGGGUCAGCCGGUGGCUGUGCAGAUCAGCACACACUGGAGCUCUGCCACCAACAUGGUCCCUGAUGUCUACCAGGUGUCUGUGCCUGUCCGCCUGCCGGCCCUGGGCCUGGGCCUGCUGCAGCUGCAGCUGGGCCUGGAUGGGCACCGCACGCUGCCCUCCUCCGUGCGCGUCUACCUGCACGGCCGCCAACUGGCCGUCAGCAGGCACGAAGCUUUCCCUCUCCGUGUCAUUGACUCUGGUGCCAGCGACUUCACCGUCAGCAACCGCUACAUACAGGCCUGGUUCUCAGGCCUUACUGGGCUCCUCAAGAGCAUCCGAAGGGUGGAUGAGGAGCAGGAGCAGCGGGUGGACAUGGAGUUUCUCGUCUACGGCACCCGUACGUCCAAAGACAAGAGUGGAGCCUACCUCUUCCUGCCUGAUGGCGAGGCCCAGCCCUAUGUUGCCAAGGAGCCCCCUGUGCUGCGUGUCACUGAAGGCCCUUUCUUCUCAGAGGUGGUUGCGUACUACGAGCAUGUUCACCAGGUGACCCGGCUGUAUAAUCUGCCAGGGGUGGAGGGGCUGUCUCUGGACGUGUCAUCCCUGGUGGACAUUCGGGACUAUGUCAACAAGGAGCUGGCCCUGCGCAUCCACACAGACAUUGACAGCCAGGGCACCUUCUUCACAGACCUCAAUGGCUUUCAGGUGCAGCCCCGGCGGUAUCUUAAGAAACUGCCCCUGCAGGCCAACUUCUACCCCAUGCCAGUCAUGGCCUACAUCCAGGAUGCCCAGAAGCGCCUCACACUGCACACUGCCCAGGCCCUGGGCGUCUCCAGCCUCGGAGAUGGUCAGCUGGAGGUGAUCUUGGACCGGCGGCUAAUGCAGGAUGACAACCGGGGCCUAGGCCAAGGCCUCAAGGACAACAAGAGAACCUGCAACCGCUUCCGCCUCCUGUUAGAACGGCGAACCCUGGGCAGUGAGGUCCAAGAUGGCCACUCUACCAGCUACCCAUCCCUCUUGAGCCACCUGACCUCCAUGUACCUGAAUACCCCGGUGCUCACCCUGCCUGUAGCCAAGAGGCAGCUCCCAGGCCCUGGUUUGCGUUCAUUUCGUCCUCUGGCUUCCUCACUGCCCUGUGACUUCCACCUGCUCAACCUGCGUACGCUUCAGGCUGAGGAGGAUACCUCACCCUCAGCAGAGACCGCACUCAUCCUACACCGCAAGGGUUUUGACUGUGGCCUUGAGGCCAAGAACCUGGGCUUCAAUUGCACCACAAGCCAAGGCAGGGUAGCCCUGGGGAGCGUUUUUCAUGGCCUGGAUGUGGGGUUCCUGCAGCCAACCUCCUUGACAUUACUGUACCCUCUGGCCUCACCCUCCAACAGCACUGACAUCUAUUUGGAGCCCAUGGAGAUUGCCACCUUUCGCCUCCGCUUGGGUUAGGGCUUCUUGUGGCCUGAAGAGAAAGUUUGUCCAGAGACUGCCUCUUAACGUUAAGAUCGGGUUGGACAAGCCACACUGGGUACCCCAUCCCAAUCUGCCUCUCAGAACUGUGACAGACUGGGCUCUGCCAUCAUUUCCUGUUUAUUGCAGCUUCUGUGUUCGGGGGAUACCCACAAGCCCAGUGGUGGGUAGAUAGGGCAGACGCCAGUGAGAUCAGGGAAAGAAGGCUCUUGGUUGAGUGGGGAGCACCAGACUCUGCUUUCGUUUGCAAGUGGCUGCCCAGCUGGGCAAGGCUCCAGCACCCAUCCUUUUCCCAAAAUGGGAUAUAGGAAAAGCAAGGGCAGAUAGCAGAGGUAAGGGAGGCCAAAUGGGUAACAGCUUAGCCUCAGGGUCACUGCAGGCAAGAGCUGGUUCUAGGGGAACCCUGUGGUUAUGUACAGACUACAUGUCCUGCUGUGAAGAGCAGGAUCAGAGUGAGUCUGGGAGGACAGGGAUGGGGACCCCGAGUUAGUGCUGGGGUGGAAGAGUGAAAGAAUCCCUAUUUUGCCUGAGGCUAAAGGCCUCACUUUCUGUAAUGGCUCCACUCCAGGUGCCACCUGGCUUGCACUCUCAGGCUAGGGGCUGCAGGGCGGCAGGAAGGACUUGCUAGAGACUGUCAUGGCCAGAGGUUAUAGGAUACUUCAGGUACCAAAAACCCCACCUCAAACUGGGCACUUGGCUUAUGUGUUGAUUUGUGGGGUGGUGGCAGGGGUGUGGGGGGUCCUCUACCCUACCUGACUCCUCUUUGGUCCCCAUACUCUGUACACUACUGUUCCCAAAAGCUACUUCCUAUCAUGGGGGCGCGGGGGGGGAUCCUGGCAAAAUUCCUUUCCCUGGAAAGAAAGUGAGGCCUCCAAGACCCCAUGUGCUUGGGCAACUUGAGAAGGCUUUCAGCAUCAUGCCUAGCAGUCAGGCCUUGAAGCUUCACCUUUGGUCCAUCCUUCUACAGAAGUAUUCAGUUCCUGGCACAGGGGACUAGGGAUAUGUAGACUAAAUUAGGAGGCAGUAUGGCUGCUUAUGGGCUUUCAUUUCAACUUUGGCUAAUAGAGAAAAAUUUAUGAUAGUUUCUAUAGAUGCUGAAAAGAUAUUCAGUAAAAUUUAAAACCCAUCCCUUAUUAAAACUCUUAGUAAGUUACAACUAGAAAGAAAUAUUCUGAUCUAGCUGAAGGGUCUGUAUCAGAAGUCAAUAGUUAAUGGCGUUCUAAACAGUCAGACACCACAGGCAUUCCCAUGACAGUCAGAAACUAGCCAAGGGCGUGCUGUUAUUUAGCAAGGUCCUGGCACUAUUAACCCGUGCAAAAAGGCAGAUGAGGGAGCUAAGGAAGAAUUACAGUUGUUAUUUGUAGACAAUAAAACUGCCUGCCUGUAAAAUCUAAGAGGAUCAACUGGAGACCUCUUAAGAGUAUUCUGUAAGUUGAUUCAGCAAUACACAUCAUGCUCCUGAAAAGAUUUUGGUUCUCCCCAAAUCAGCCCAUAAAUCCAAUGUAAUUCCAGUGAGAUUGGGUACUUUUUGGAAGUUUACAGGUUCUAAAGUACAUGUGGAAGGGUAAAUGUGAGAAUACUAAGACAGUUCUGAAAGGCGACAGUUAGUUGGGGUGGUGUGCUGAGAGGGGAAGGCGCUUGCUUGUCCUACCAGAUUUCCCAAAGGAGUUGCAGGCUUCCAUGAAUUCCAUCAGUGUGAUCCUGAGUGGGUCAGACAGAUGGCUGGGACAAGAUGGAGAGUCCAGAAACAGACCCAGAUAUACAGAAAUUUAGUAUCUGAUAGAAGAGUAUUUUAAGUGGGGGAGAAGAUGGGUUAUUUAAUAAAUAGCACUUUGAGACAACUAGCUAUCUAUGAAAGUAAGAGUUUUAGUUCUACCUCAGUUUCCACAACAAUUAGUUCCAGGGGUGGGGGGGGAAACAAACCAUAACACUACAAAGUUACUCAAAGUAUUUUUUUAUACCUCUGGUGUGGCAGGGUCUUUUCUAAACAUAACAUGAAACGUAAAAAACAGAAUAAGGGAAAAGGUAAACAGAUUUUACCACAAAAAAUAUUGAAAGUUUCUGUAUGAUGGAAAACAUCAAGGUUAAAACAAAAAUGACAGAUACAGGAGAAAAUAUUUGCAGCACAUUAAAAAAAAAUCAGUGAGUACAACUACUUUAGGAGAAAAGCUUGUUUUGGAGUCCUUAGAGAGUGUCACUGGGGCCUACCAAGCAGCUACCUAAAGACUCAAGUGACGGGGCUGAGUUCUUCCAGGUCAUUUAGAGUUGUUGCCUUCAGCAUCAGGCCACAACACAUGGGAUCCUGUCUGUAUCACAGUGGAAGAAAUAAGAUUAUGAAUGGGAAGUGCUUAGCAUAGUAUCUGGUAUAUAUAAGAGCUCCACAAAUAAGAGUUAUAAUUAUGUUAGUAAAGGAUGCUAAGCAAUUACGUUAUAGCAGGUGUUAUUUGCUAGUAUAAUAUAAUUUGUAAUCAACUGAUAGGGGAGAACUUGUGAACCCCUAGGAAAUUAGCAGAAUAAAGGAUAUUAUCUUUGGA